AUGACUGACACCGGAGACGCUUCCCCGAUUAAACAACGAUAUUAUUAUAUGUCCCCCGAACGCUUGAAGGAGCUCAACUACCAAGUAGAUGAGAUGAUAGAGUUGGAUGUUAUCGAAAAAAGCAGUAGUCCAUGGAAUAGUCCAGUCACGAUGGCGCCGAAGUCUAAUGCUCCAGCGACACAGCAGAGACUCAUGGACAAAUUAUUUGGUCCGGACUGUGGCGAGAAGAUCUUUGUCUAUUUAGAUGACAUCGUGGUCGUGUCCUCCACGUUUGAGGAGCACCUGUCGUUGCUACAUAAAGUGCAGGAACGCUUGAAAUCUGCAGAGCUAAAGUACCUCGGAUUUGUGGUAGAUGAAAAGGGCCUGCGCACAGACCCUGACAAGGUAAAAUCUAUAGUCGAGUUUCCUACUCCGCAGAACCGCAAAGAUGUGAAGCGUUUCUUGGGGACCGCAUCUUACUACAGACGUUUCAUUAAGAACUUUAGCCAUGUUGCUGCGCCUUUGAACCGCCUGACAUCGACGCGAAAAGGGGCACCUUCUUUUCAGUGGAACCCGGAAGCAGAAAUCGCAUUUAAUGAGUUGAAAACAGCUCUUACGACCGCUCCAGUCUUGGCGUGUCCGGAUUUUUCCCAACCUUUCACGGUCCAUACCGAUGCAUCGGAGUUCGGAGUAGGCGGCAUGCUGACCCAAGCUGUGAAUGUCAUGCCCUAUCUGGUGAUCAUCGAAGGUAGGCUGUAUCGGUAUACCAAAAGCAACUCAACCUUGACGAGCGACUUCGACUGGAAGGAAGUAAUCCCGCCGGAAGAGAGACUGAAUGUUAUUAUAAAGAACCAUGACACGCCCAUGGGGGCCCAUAUGGGAGCUGAAAAGACAUACAAGCGUUUAAGACUCCGCUACUUUUGGCCUGGCAUGUACGGCGAUGUAGCGGAUCAUGUGGCCAAAUGCGACAUUUGUAAAUCUUACAAGCAUCAAAACCAACUCACUCCAGGUUUGAUGGGUGAGCCCAAAGUUUGUCGUCGCCCAUUCCAGUGCAUCAGCAUGGAUUUAGUUGGUCCACUGCCACGGUCGCGACAACAACACGAACACCUUCUGGUAGUAGUAUGUUGUUUUACCAAGUAUUGUCUACUCUUCCCGCUCCGCCGUGCCACUAGUAAAAAUGUCGCCGGGAUUCUGGAGGACCACAUCUUUUUGGUGCAUGGUAUUCCACAAACAGUAAUUGCAGAUAAUGGACCCCAAUUCAUCGGGCAUGAAGUAAAGGACUUAUUCCUCAAGUAUAAUAUCCCCCAAGUCCACUACACACCUAUUCACACUCCUCAGGUUAACACUGUCGAGCGUUAUAAUAGGACCGUCGUUACCGCCAUCGCUACAAUGGUAGGGUCGGAUCACCGAACUUGGGAUUGUCACCUCGCAGAAAUACAGUUUGCCAUGAAUACAGCAGUCAACGAUACAACGGGUUUCUCCCCAUUUAUGCUAGUACAUGGACGUGAGGCUGUACCGGAUGGACGUGUCUACGGAGAUGUCGAAGACAUUGACGACAUACAGCUAAGCUCUCGAUCGGAGUACAUGCAGAAGUUGAGAGGACUCAAAGAGGUUUUCGUGAGAGUAGACUCAGAACUACAAAAAUCUCAUAGUCGCAAUGCCCGUUAUUAUAACCGUCGCCGGCGUGAUGCUUGUUACAACACCGGGGAUUUUGUUUGGAGGCGGACACAUAACCGUAGUGACGCCGAUAAAUUUAUAGCUCUUAAGCUAGCCCCGAAGUUCGAGAAGUGUGAGGUGAUACAAAAACUGUCAAACCUGGUCUAUCUUUUGGAAGAUGUUAACGUUAGGCAAGCGGAAUGCCAUUUAAAGGAUAUCCGUUGCAAAGUCAGUGAAUAG
Messenger RNA from Plutella xylostella (diamondback moth), 1875 nucleotides. The record is from RefSeq and is a predicted model, not a curated record. NCBI's taxonomy places the organism in Eukaryota, Metazoa, Arthropoda, Insecta, Lepidoptera, Plutellidae.